This is a messenger RNA of Siniperca chuatsi (mandarin fish), 3603 nucleotides long. RefSeq names its product hypoxia inducible factor 1 subunit alpha, like (gene hif1al). Gene Ontology annotation, biological process: cellular response to hypoxia; regulation of transcription by RNA polymerase II. The record is from RefSeq and is a predicted model, not a curated record. Bases 123 to 2171 code for a protein of 682 amino acids. Lineage: Eukaryota; Metazoa; Chordata; Actinopteri; Centrarchiformes; Sinipercidae. Gene Ontology annotation, molecular function: RNA polymerase II transcription regulatory region sequence-specific DNA binding; DNA-binding transcription factor activity, RNA polymerase II-specific; protein dimerization activity. The transcript has 15 exons.
CGGAAGCAGCGUUUUCUUGCAGUAGCAACCUUGACACAGCUGAUGGUUUGGUAUUUCCAGUCUUUCGAGCCACAAUAAUCAAUAAGAAACGGCAGGAUCGCAGCUCGGCGCUCAGGCUGAACAUGGAGGAGAAAGAAGACACCGUGGCGGUCAAACGGACCAGUUCGGAGCAGAGGAAGCUGCGUUCCCGUGAUGCUGCCAGAUGUAGGCGGAGUCAGGAGACCGAGAUGUUUUAUGAGCUCGCCCACACUCUGCCGCUCCCCCGUCGAGUCUCCACCCACCUGGACAAAUCCGCCAUCAUGAGAGUCGCCCUCAGCUUCCUGCGGAUGCACCGCCUCUUCCUGCCUGCAGGUGAGAAUCAGAAAAAGGAGUCUGAAGAGGAAGAGGAGGAGGAGGAGGAGGAAGAGGAAGAUCCAAUGGACGUUUUCUAUCCUCAGGCGCUGGCUGGCUUCAUCAUGGUGAUGACUGAGGAGGGAGACAUGAUCUACCUGACGGAAAACGUCAGCAGACACAUCGGCAUCACACAGCUGGAGCUGCUGGGCCAGAGUAUUUAUGACUUUUGUCAUCCCUGUGAUCAGGAGGAGCUCCGAGACCUGCUGACUCCACGUCCAGGUUUGAGUAAGAAACCGCUGAAAAAACAGCCGAGCGAGAGGAACUUCUUCCUGCGAAUGAAGAGCACUCUGACCAGCACGGGGCGCACCGUCAACAUCAAGUCUGCUCUCUGGAAGGUUUUCCACUGUACAGGUCACAUGCGCCCGUUUGGGGGCGGCUCCACGUCGUCCCCUGCGGCCAGAGUGAUGACUCUGCUGUGUGAGCCCAUCCCUCACCCGUCCAGCGUGGAGUUCCCCCUGGACACCUGCACCUUCCUCACCCGCCACAGCAUGGACCUGCGCUUCACACACUGCGAGGGCAGGGUGACAGAGUUGGUGGGAUACAAACCUGACGAUCUUAUUGGCCGCUCAGCCUACGAGUUUCAUCACGUGCUCGACUCUCAUCAUGUCAACAAGAGCCUGCAAACAUUGCUGUCCAAAGGUCAGGUGAGCACCAGCCAGUACCGUUUCCUGGUGAACAGCGGCGGCUUCGUCUGGGCGGAGACCCAGGCGACCGUCCUCUACAACAGCAAGACGUCACGGCCUGAGGCCAUCGUCUGCCUCAACUUCAUACUCAGUGCCGUGGAGCAGUCAGAUGUUGUUUUCUCCGUCGAGCAGAUCCGUUGUGGCCAGGCUGAAACCCACUCCGCAGCGCUCGCCGCACCAGAGGUUUGUGGGACUUCUGACAUCUGUGACUCUGAGCCUGACAGUGAGUGUCUCGCCAGCCCCAGUCUGACCGAGGACGCGGAUUCGAAUCCCAGCAGCACAGCAGAGCUCUUCCUCAAACUGAAGGAGCAGCCGGAGGAGCUUCUCCAGUUGGCUCCCGAGGCCGGAGACGUCGUUGUGCCGCUGAGGGGAGAUUUUGUUGAGCUGUCGUUCGCCAGUCUGUCCAGUCCAGACUCCGUGCCGGACCACCCUCAGGAUCUGUGCACUCCACAGCUGCGACAGCUCCUCUCGCCCAUCUUCAACCCCAUCACUCCACCUUCAUCAUCAUCAUCACCAGCCUCCUCACCUGAGCCUGAGCCGAGCUCCUGUGAGGAGGAGGCGAUGGACACGAGCGAGGUGGAGAAGUUCUUUGCCAUUUGGCCAGAAGAUGUUCAGAAGAAAGGAGAAACACUGGAGGACAUGGAUCUGGACAUGUUGGCUCCUUACAUCUCUAUGGACGAUGACUUCCAGCUGACCGUCAUCAGCAGUUUGCCAGAGGAAGCCAACAAACCUUCGUCCUCUUCGUCUGAAGCCUCAGCUGUGACACCUGCAGUCACAGUGAACAGGAAACGGACUCAUAACACAGAUGACGAGAUGCCGUCUCAGCUGAUGAUUCAGGACAAGAGACAGAAACAAGAUGCUUCCUCAAUAGAAGAAGAACUUCUUCUCAGCCACAGAUUACUGGGCUGUCUGGAGGAAACCGACCAAUCGGAUUCGGUCCUGAACCUGGGCCCGGGAGGGCGGAGUCAGCUGCUCACAGACAGAGACCCUCUUUUGGGAGGCAUACAGGGACUCUGUGAUACUGCAGCUCUGAUGAGGGACAUAUUCAUACCUCGCCCGCCUGACCUGUCGCCGCCUCUCUCGCCUCUGACUUGACGCAGCUCCUUUCUAUCGAACGUUGGCUCGACUUCUGUGUUCAAAGCCAGAAAGUCGACACCGGAUCUGUCUGCAAACACAGCAACCCGAGCGCACACAUACAACACACCACAAACCCUACGCACACAAACUCACACACGCUGCGUAACCAUGAUGCAAGGUCCAGCGGGACCUCGUUGCUUGUAGCUGAGGCAGGACAGUCACUAACGUUGAGUGAUGUGUUACAGGUGGGAGGUGCUGACGGCACUGCAGUUUCUUUAACCCGUUGCUGCAAAGUUACUUGUUUUCCUUCUAUAUUUACACUCGAUCACUGCUUUAAUGUGAGAAACCAUCAUUGUGCCCAGUCUGUUUCAUGAUAAACAGCUGGUGGUGCUAAAAACAAUGAAUGCAAAAGAUGUGAAAGAUUAAAAAUCCAACUUGGGUUAAACAUUGAGGCAAGUCUGAAAUGUACUUCUCUGAGCAGCUAAAUUCAGCAUUCAAUGUAUUGCAGCUUUCAAGUUUUCCCAUUUAGUCAGUUUCAGUACUUCGAUCAUCAUUAAACAUGUAAAGCCUGGGAAGCAUGGGAACUCCCAUGAUGCUCUGCUUUGCCUUUGAGCCAACAUCCGUCAAAUCUGAACAGUUUUCUGCUGUUCAAAAACAAACAAAAUCUAUCUCACUGCCAUUUUGUGUGUUCUUACCAAUGACACCGGCAAACUUGCUAAUAUCAGUGGCAUCGUUUAUUUCAGUGGCAAAUUUUUAUGUCUUUUUAUACUCUUGUGCUAAACCUUUAAUAGUGCGUUUACCAGAAAGAUGAAUUCUGAACUGUUAUUACUGUUAUCGAAAACCUUGUUGUAAUCUUGCUGAGCGCCAGGUGGGUGGAGUUUACCUUACUCGCUAUAAGCUAAUGUGAGGCGAUCACAGAAAACUUUAGUAAAUUGACUUUCAGACACAUCACUAUAACUGUGAAAUCUUUGCUUUCUCUGUGGUAAAAUCAUGUAGAUUUGUCCUUUUUAUCAUUUUAAAAUAUAUAAUCUGAUUAAUUUGCAGUACUGAAGCUGUUAUAUAAAAACAUAAUGAGACUAAUAGAGUCAGCUUGUUAACAUAGUCAUUAGAAAUGUAAUCAAAUACUAGUAUUCAUGAGUUUGAAUUUUAUAACAAAUGGUGUUGAAACGUAAGUAGACUUAUUAGAUGUAUUUUUCCAAUUGUAGUGUUUUAUUGGCUGCAGACCCUAAAAUUGCCCACACUGUUAACUAUCUGUCCUAAUUCAAUGUAAAAUGGCCAUUUGUUUAUUUCAGCCAUGUUCACUCUUCCAAAAAUUCUCUGUGCCUUUUAUCGUCCAAGAAAAUUGAAGUCGGCUGCAAAAGUUUCCAAAAUCAGAUACUGUUAUGCUUUCUUUUAUUUUCCUGUUUAUCCUGUAUGUAUUCUUAAGCUAAAUAAAGCUGUUGAAGCAGAA